CUUGCAGCUCUCCGUCAAAUCCAAGAAGAAGAAGAAGAAGAAGAAGAAGAAGAAGAAGAAACAAAUAGAAAGAGUAUAAAAAUGGGAGUUUGGAAAAAAAAAAAAAUCUUCGGAUGGAGCUUUUGAAGGCACUGGGACCUUUCUUCCUUUAGAGCACAGAUCAUAAUCAGGAGAAGGAGAUGGAAAAGAUGACAUCCCUCCACUUGUCAUCAGCCACUGCUUUAACACCCUCCAACAGACACUGAGAGGAAGUUAAAAUAAUCGUCUGGGGUAUCAGACAAGACAGGCUGACAAAGAGAAAACACCCAAAGCUAUUAGCCACAAUAAGAGCAAAGGAAAUGGCUUUCUUGGACAAUCCAGCCAUUAUUCUGGCCCACAUCAGACAGUCCCAUGUUACCAGUGAUGAUACAGGAAUGUGUGAGAUGGUACUGAUAGACCAGGAUGUGGAUCUGGAGAAGUGCCAGCUGGCUCUGGUACCUGGCAGCAACUGUGGGUCAGGCUACCUGAGUGAAGAGGGCAGCAGUGUGACGGAUAAUCAUGCUGGUGACCUUUCCCAGUCCAUGGACAUCACCUCCAGCUGGGACUUUGGUAUCCGUCGGCGUUCUAACACAGCCCAAAGACUUGAAAGGCUAAGGAAAGAACGGCAGAACCAGAUCAAAUGUAAAAACAUUCAGUGGAAAGAGAGGUCUUCAUCCCAGUCAGUGGAAGAUCUGGGGUCUGUGUUUGAGAAACGUGACUUCAAAGACAGGCCCCGGUUAACAGGUACUAAAUCCACCCUUUCACUGCGACUGGAGCAGUGUCCCCAGCAGCUCAACAACCCCUUCAACGAAUACUCCAAAUUUGAUGGCAAGGGCCAUAUUGGCACAACAGCUACAAAAAAGAUCGACGUCUACCUUUCAAUGCAGAUGGCUCAAGAGAAAGUACAUCCAAUGACAGUGGUGACUAUCGCAAAUGCCCGUGUCCAUGACCUCAUCGGGCUCAUCUGUUGGCAGUACACAAGCGAGGGACGAGAACCCAAACUCAAUGAGAAUGUGAACGCCUACUGUCUCCAUAUUGCAGAGGAUGAUGGUGAGGUGGACACAGACUUCCCUCCACUUGACUCCAAUGAGCCAAUCCACAAGUUUGGUUUCAGCACGUUGGCCUUGGUGGAAAAAUACUCCUCUCCUGGUCUCAUAUCCAGACAGUCGCUGUUUGUCAGAAUAAAUGCUGCGCAUGGUUUUUCUCUGAUACCUGUGGACAGUUUGAAGGUAACUAUGAAGGAAAUUCUCCAGAAAGCACUCAAGAAGAGGAAAGGCUCACAGAAAGGCUCAGGGCCAAUGUAUCGCCUAGAGAAGCAGACAGAGCCGAAUGUCGCAGUAGACCUGGACUUGACACUGGAGAGUCAAAGCACCCUGGAGUUUUGCCUUGUCAGAGAAAACAGCUCUAGGGGAGAGGAGAGUUCAGAGGAGGACCCUCCUGUUGACAUCACCACAGUCCAAGACAUGUUGAGCAGUCACCACUACAAGUCCUUCAAGAUCAGUAUGAUCCACAAGCUACGCUUCACCACAGAUGUCCAGCUAGGCAUUUCAGGAGAGAAGGUGGAGAUUGAUCCUGUUACCAAUCAGAAGGCCAGUACUAAGUUCUGGAUACGGCAGAAACCCAUCUCUAUUGACUCAGACCACCUCUGUGCCUGUGACCUUGUAGAGGAGAGAAGCCCCACUCAUGCAAUUUUUAAGCUAACCUAUCUCAGCAACCAUGAUUACAAGCCCCUCUAUUUUGAGUCUGAUGCUAGUGCUGUCAAUGAAAUAGUGCUAAAGGUGAACUAUAUCUUGGAGUCGCGUGCCAGUACCUCUCGGGCUGAUUACUUUGCUCAGAAGCAGCGGAAACUGAGCCGCCGGACCAGCUUCAGCUUCCAGAAGGAGAAAAAGACUGGCCAGUAGACUGACCUAAGCUGCUCAGCCACCUGUCUGUAUGUACACAGAAAUGAUAGUCUCAUACACUGACAGAAUCAGGCUAAACAGGACUGGAGACUGACUGGACAGUCAAGAAAGAAGAGAUGAGAGCAGGACACACAGCUGAAACUCCAUCAGGGAAGAGAGAAGACAAGUGGAAACAAAUGUUUUCUCGUUUCAAUUGCAUUGUAAAAAAGAAAGACUUGUGGGAAAUGUUGGUUGUCAUGUUGCCGUCAGUUCCUUUUUUAUUCACUGCCUCUGAAUUUAUCUAUUCUCCAGGAUGGAUUUGUACAUCUUGGACGCGUUGGUUUGUACACCCAACAAUCAAAUCAAAGCUACAUCAAAUCAUGCUACGUGUUUUCCUCAAGCUUCCUACAUCUUUUUACACAAUAUAAAAAGAAAAGGCUUCACGUUGCUGAUGUAUUGUAGUUGGCAUUUUAACUGUAUUGUAGUUGGCAUAGUAGAUUCAAUUCUAAUGAUGAAAUAGCCCUGUCUGGAAUAAAUAACAAACAGGCGAGUACCUUC
Messenger RNA from Platichthys flesus (European flounder), 2456 nucleotides. RefSeq names its product MAPK associated protein 1 (gene mapkap1). Gene Ontology annotation, cellular component: plasma membrane; TORC2 complex; cytoplasm. Gene Ontology annotation, biological process: TORC2 signaling. The record is from RefSeq and is a predicted model, not a curated record. Bases 339 to 1919 code for a protein of 526 amino acids. The transcript is spliced from 12 exons. Gene Ontology annotation, molecular function: phosphatidylinositol-4,5-bisphosphate binding. Lineage: Eukaryota; Metazoa; Chordata; Actinopteri; Pleuronectiformes; Pleuronectidae.